AUGACAACGCCAGAUAACAACCAGUCGCAACCUAAUGAUAAGCCUCCAUCGCCAAAGAUCAAUACCGAGGUCAUUAUCGAUUCCCAAGGUAAAGGCCUGACCGGAGGCCAGGACCUCUUGGCCGAAGAGGCUGGUGCUAAUGGCGAUAGAAAAAUAGAGGCGCUAGACGACGACAAACCCACCCCAUCAGACAACACGUCGUCAGGACCUACCUCUUCGCCUUCCGUGCCCAAUACGUCCCGACCAGAAGACACGCAGUCUCGCCCGAGUCCAAUGGCAUCGCAGGCAGGACCAAACCAGACAGUGCCCGCCCGCGCCUUUGGCCAGACUAGACCAGACAGCUUGCAGGGCGGCCAAGAUCAGAGCUGGCGACAGUAUGGUGGAAGCCCUGCCCCCGCUCAUAUCCAACCCGUAUCUGGCCAUGGAGAACAUCAGCAGCAAUUUGCCCGUCAGCUAAGUCGCGGACCAUAUCCGCCACCGCAAGGUCUAUAUCCGCAGGCCCAGGGUCAAUAUCCGCAGGCUCAGGGUCCGUACCAGAACACCCAGUGGCCUCAACAUGAAGCACCUCCGUUUGCUCCAGGCGGACCGUACCCUUUCCAGCAGCAGUUCAUGCCACCAUAUUCCCAGUAUGGACAUUACGGAUAUGGCAUGGGUCAGGCCCUGCCCGCUCCAACCCCAAUCGUUUCGCCCUAUCAGAUGGAUCCGGCCGAAGCUGGGUCGAAGCCGACCAAAGGCAAAAAGAAGGGAAAGAUCAUACCUCAGCCCGAACCUUCAAGCAGCGAAUCUGAGCAGUCCGACUCUUCUAUGGAGGACACCGAUUCAUAUGAAAUCGUUGAUCUAAAGCCGCCAUACAAAGGGGUCCAGACUGCUGCGAAGAUGAUAGGACUCUCUAGGCGCCUAAUGGACCCCAAGUUCAUAAAGGAUCUGAACGUGAAGGUCACGACAGCCUAUUUAGGGUUGGUUAAGAUGCAAACGAAUCGGAUUGUCAUGGUGCGUACACAGGUUGAUCCUCUUCAGAACGGCUUCAACCCAGUUCCAAUCAAAGUCACACGCCCCGAAGCAGCCGAGGCACUGGUGGCCUUCAUGGUGGGUCGGAUCUUACGGGAUCCCUGCCAGAAAUGCCUGAAGAAAAACGGCAAGUUCGUCUACUGUGUAUAUGUCCCCGACCAUUUCGGCCAUAGUUGUGCGAAUUGUCACUACGGUGCGGAAGGCAAAGGUUGCGAUCUCCGAAAUCGAACUGAAUUCAUUGAAUGGAACGAAGUCUAUCAGCCAAAGAAGGAGAAGGCAAUGCCUAAAGAUAUCACCACCUCCCCAAAGAGCAUCCCCACUCCGUGGAAGGGUCUGGCCGUGCCAACAUCCACCCCGACACCGAAAGGGCCUAGAUCGGCUUCGACCAAGGCGGAUCCAAGCCCCCGAAAAGCCACUUCAGUUCUGAUCCAUAACAAACCCACCGUUCCUCGCAAUCCGGUCAUGGCCUCCAUGAUUGACUCGUUCGGUCACCAAGUUCCAAGGACCAGGGCCCAGCCUAUACGGCAAAAUAUGUACACAGCCCCACCAAUCGUGAUUAAGUCAUUCCAAGAAGUAAUCUCUAUGGACAAUAAAUCACUGCGGUCCUGGUUUGGUCAGGUCCAGGACCAGAUUGAAGAUACGAUGGAACUCGCGACAGAUAAGUGCAUGGAACUUAGCAAGGUGAUGCAGUCCCUGUCAUCCCAGUUCAACAUGGUGGUGGACGUUGGCAUGGCUUUCAAUGCUGAAGAGGGCCUGGCUGAUGGUGAUGAGGAAGAGGCGGAAGGGCCCGUGGACAACACCGACAUGGCCGAGGGUCGAUCUGAAGAAGAUGAGGACCCGGAAGAUACCGACGACAGAGAGUUCGUAGCCGCUGAUGACGCAGAGGUUUCUGCUAACACUUCUUCAAGUUCCGACCCUCCAUUUGUUGAAAAAGUCAAGACCCGAUCGGCCACGAAACGAUCCCGCGAUGAACACUCGAUCCAGUCGGAGUUAGGCAAUAUCAGGAAAAAAAAGGUUAAGACUGCAGCAAACGAUCUGGGCCGCACUGAUAUGACCGUCCCCGCGAAAGGCACGCCAAAGAAGAGGAAAUUCUUCAAAGAGCGCAAGCACAGGCCUGAUGAUCAUCAGUAUCUCUUCUAG
This is a messenger RNA of Lindgomyces ingoldianus, 2148 nucleotides long. RefSeq lists its product as uncharacterized. Lineage: Eukaryota; Fungi; Ascomycota; Dothideomycetes; Pleosporales; Lindgomycetaceae. Bases 1 to 2148 code for a protein of 715 amino acids. The transcript has 4 exons. The record is from RefSeq and is a predicted model, not a curated record.